Molecule: messenger RNA, 1956 nt
Organism: Annulohypoxylon maeteangense
Lineage: Eukaryota; Fungi; Ascomycota; Sordariomycetes; Xylariales; Hypoxylaceae
Exons: 1
Coding region: 92-1531 (479 amino acids)
Source: RefSeq, a predicted model, not a curated record
AAACGGAGCCGUCCAGGAACCGAACAGCCCGGGUCCUCUGUAAAACUUAGACACUCGGGCAGUCGGGUAACGGCGCUAGUCUAAGUAAAUCAUGGCUAUCCCACAGCUCCCUAAUGUGGAUGGCCUGCUGGUGACAGCGGACAACCCAGCCCGGGCUGACUUAUUAGGGAUUGGGAUGGAUCAUGCACGCUGUGCAGCUCUCCACAACUACCUCAUUCACAAUGCCUGGAUUUCCGAAGGCCGCCCACCAGCUGCUCUGCAUGGCAACAACAUCAACACCUACUUCACCACUCACGGUGGCGCCGCUGAAGCUCUCCGUCCACGGCUUCACCCCUCACUAGCUGCCUUCCUCGACGACGCCAGGCUACCUCCAGACGGCCUUGAGCGCGCACCCUUUUUCUUCUGGGCCAACGAAUUCACGAGCCCGGGCGAGUUUUUCGCGGAACCGGAGGCGGACUUAUUCGACGAACCGGCAGACAGUCUGGUAUGCUUAUACUCUACCAACAUCGGCCAGGGCGGCUCAUCCGGCGGCGGCCUAUUCUACCACCAAGGCAUCCACCGCGCCGCCGUCUUCAUGCACAUGGACGACCACGACUUCGCGCUCCCCGUCCAAGCGCACCUGGAGCUCUGGCAUCCCCUCGAGACCGUGCUCUCCAACUGGAUCGAGCUUAUCCGUCUCGGCAAGAUCACGGCCUCGCCCAGGGAAGCGGCCCCCCUGUUCGUCGGCGAGAAGAUCGGGCCCUGGGAAUGGCACCCCUACAGCGAGGCUCAAGUCAAUUCUUGUGUCCAUGCAUGGGACCGGCUAUGUAAUGCCAUCGAGUCACGUAUGCCGCCAUCACCCAGCACCCCCGCAAAUCCACCCGAACCCGAACCCGAACCCCUACUCGCACCUCCGGCCCUAGACGCAGCAUCAAUCCCCUCACCCAGUUUCGCGCGGGCCUUCCUAUCCCGCGCCCGCCGCCCGCACUUCCGCUCCAUCGCCCCCGGCCUGCUCCUCCCACCCGCCUCCGCAGCCUCAUUCACCGCAUCCCAGCCCUUCACCCAUCUCCCACAUCCCCCACAGGUCGUCCCCCCAGUCUGCAUCUUCCCCGCCGCAAACAGCGAUCUCCAGGCCGAUGUAACAGGCUGGCUAAACCCCUUCCACGAAGCCUUCCGCGAGCCCCCCGCUCCAUCCCGGGUCCCGGCCGGGGUGUACACCGAGUCCGUCGACCGAAGCGUCCUCGACACCGCCGAGGAGGGGUUCCGGCUUCUCCUCCCGUACGGGUUGCACGGCGAUUCCGCGCGGAAAAGCGAUGGGUCGGGUGUUAGUGCGGGCUCGGCGACGGAGCUGUUUCAGCAUGGGUAUAAGCCUUUCGGUGGCGAUUACUACCGUCCUCAACGCCUGGAACGCCUGCUCGAUCACUGGUGUGGGCUGGUUGUUCGGGGUGUCUGGGAUGUUGGGCCCCGCGGCGUUGAGGGGGAGGUUGAGAGGUUUAGAGAGGCGGAUGGGGCGGCGCGGUGGAGGGAUUAUGUUAUUUCGCCGACUUGGUAGACGGUCGUUUCGCGCUUGAUGCCUUUGGCUGAGAUGCGGUGCUGGUGAUGGUAUACGCCGAUCGAAUGACUGACUAACCCGCCUAACUCACGAUUCUAUUUUCCGAAUUACUUUUCUUGGGAAAUUUUGGGAUUUAUUUCUACCAUUUAUUUUUCUAUUUCCUGUCAACUGAACAACCGAAGAGCUAGGUAGGUAGUCAUAAUGCCACUACCAGCUCUAUUGUCUUUCAUAUCAAAUUCCUUUAACCCUGAAUAUGGGUCAGAGAUCCUCGUCAUCUAUUCUCAGGGUUGAUUUGUAACGAAUCUACCAUCAAACCACAUAAGAACCAUGGGAGUUUUGGGAGGUUGAGUUACUGGCUUAGACUACGGUUUGAGAAGAUGAACGCAGUAAGUGAAAAGAUUUUUAUAUUCCGGUUUUAUCUUACA